AGCACCUGUGUAUAUAUAUAUAUAUAUAUAUAUAUAUAUAUAUAAACUGAUAGCUAAAGUUUAGUCGUUCAUUACUUUCUCUGUAUUUAAUUAUUGUUUUAGCUCCCCCUCUGAACUGUUAAGCCCCCCCUUAGCACCCCCAACAAAAAAAUCCUGGAGCCGCCACUGCAAACGCACCAUUGUCAAUGUGCAAAAUAUCUUUCAUGGUCCGUAGAACAAAUAAGGUCAUACAGGUUUGGAACAACAUGAGAUUAGUAAAUAAUGACAGAAUUUCACUUUUUGGUGAAAAUGAGGAGUCUCAAAAGGAUAUUGGAAGUUUCUAGAGAGUUUGUUUAACAUUAUUCAUAACUCUGUAAUGCUGUUUAAUAAACACAAUUGUCACUAUAGCUUCACUGGCCUAUUGUCAGGAGAGUUUCACUGACUGGAAGCCCCUCAAUUAAAAUUACUCUAAUUUUCCCCCAUUUAAGCCCCUUAGAGCGAUAGACUAAAGCUAUAGUGUUGUCUUAUUCUGUUAGCAUGAUUAACCAUAUCUGUAACAUCUACAAGCCACCAUCUGUAGUGGUGUAUAUCUAAGGCUGAUGAUACAUGGGGCAACUUUUUGAGCAAUGUUGCCGGGCAACUUUGGGCAAUAUUGCCAUCAAUAGACAACCAGGUGAGACACAGGGCCCACGGCUUAUCUAAAAUAUCCAGAUAGAAAUUUGUUACCCAUUCUCAGUGGGAAAUUUCCCAAGCAACAUUGCUCAAAAAAAAUGUAUCAUCAGCCUAACUCAAUCAUCAUCACAUGGCACAGCUGAUUGGUUCUCUCCUAUAUCGGUAGCCAAUGAGCUCUUUGCUCAACAUUCAAAUAUAUGACUAGUGGUUGUUGUAGCAGUUUUGCAGCAUGCUUCAGAAACCCCCCACCUUAUGGGGUUAUUUCAUGUAUGAUACAUGUGCAGCAGCAGUAUUUCUUACAUGCUCACAGCAGCAUGUUGUGGAUGUAUUGGCAGUAGCAAGUCUCAGUACUUGCUUUGCCACAGCAGCAGCAGCGUAUAGCAUAUCUACUCCGCCAAGACCAAAUACAUUAUCAUUGUCAUGUACGUUACCAUGCCAAUCCCUCCGAGAGUUGUCAUGACAGAAAUGCUAUUUUCAGCCCUUCUCAGCAGUCUGUGACAUCUUAAUUCAUUGUGAGAUUUGAUUUAUUUCACCUUUCGCUAAUCUCACCUAAUCCGUGCUAUUCAUAUUAAUCUGUUCUAUCUUCUGUUAUUUGUUCCUGAUUUUGGUAUUACUUCAUGAUUUUGGCAUGAGGACAGAACUUCUAACUAACCACUGUGUGCACAUUUUGGGUGUGUGGUUUUUUUUUUUGUUUUUGUUUUUUUGUUUAUUAUGUUUGGUAUCUGCUGUGGAAUGGCUGUUUGCAUAUGUUAUGAUAUUUCUGUGGUUUCACAACUAAUAAAAGGAUAUGUAAUCUAAGUUAAUGUAUAUUUGGGAAUUAACAGCAAUUCAUUUACUGCUUUUAAACAGUUUGCAUUCAUCAUUAGGAGCCAUGCUUGAGAAAAGUCAGUGAAAGUGUUCACUUUUUCCACUAAUUCAAUUCAGCAUUUAUUGGCCAAGUAUGCAUAACAUACAAGGAAUUUACUGGCGUCCCGCGCGCAUACACACAAAGUUACAUAAUAGAAUUUAGAAAAAAGCUAUUCUGAAACCUGGUAGUUCUUGUUUUAACCAGACUAUAACGCCUUCCAGAAGGUAAAAGUCUGAAAAGAUUGAAUGCAGAAUGUAAAGGAUCACGAAUAAUCCUCAAAGCCGGUUUCUUAACCCUUGACAAGUGCAGAUCUUGAAGGGAAGGUAGAUCAGUCCCAAUAAUGCGUUCUGCCAUUCUCACUACUCUCUGAAGCCUAAACUUAUCCCUCUGAGUAGCAGAGCUGUACCAAACAGUAAAUGAAGAACACAGGACCGAUUCAGUCAUGGCCCUGCAGAAUUUGCACUAAGUUCCACUAGUUAGAUUAUACUUCUUUAACUGACGGAGGAUAUGAUUUCUUAACCACGCGCAUAACGUUGUUGUCCCACUUGAGAUCGCUGCAGAUGGUAGUGCCAAGAAACUUAUAAGAAUCAGUGAUGCUCACUGUACAACCAUUUAUUUUUAAUGGAGCAAAGCAGGUAGACUUCUUUGUAAAAUUAAUAAUCAUCUCUACGGUCUUGCCUGUCAGAGCCGAGGCUCAAACUCGGGUCUCUGGUGUGAAAGUCAGAUACUCAGUCCUUGAACCACUGGAGGAUGGUGAACCCAUUAGUAAGACGCACUUAGAAGCAGUAGGUUAAUGAAGCAAAAACAGAGAAAUUAGUUCUCAAAUAACAAAAAAAACUGUCCAAUGAUUGAAGUCUACAAAAAUAUUCCAAAAAUCCAAAGUUCUUGAAGCAAAAACACUCCAGAGGAGAAAAUCCACAAAAAUCCAACACAGAGAGGAAACAAUCGAAGGGCAAACACUAUAAGACGCCUCAGACUACAUAGCACUUACUCAGGCAGCUGUCUUAGAAGAACUAAACACCAAGCAAAGAAACUGAGAGACAGCAUCACUUAAAUACACACAGUUAAAUGAGACACAUGUGAACAGAAUGACUCUAAUUACAAGUGGAGUAAGCUGAACAAGAGAGAGCAACAUGAGGACCUCUAGAGGCCAAAACACAACAAAAGCCAGAAAUACUGACACUUGCCAAUAUUUAAAUGCAAGUUAUUAUGACUACACCACGAGACGAUAUGAUCCACCUGCUGCCUAUAUGCUGAUUCUGAGGAAGUACAGGCAUUCGUAUAAAUAGAAAAUAACAAUGGGGAAAGCAUGCACCGUUGAGGGGCACCAAUACUGAGGGUGCUCGUUCCAGAUAGGAUGUUUGAAAAAGCGACAAAGAAGCUGGUCCAGCAGAUAGAUCCGAAGGGUGCUCUGAUUGCGGCUUCCAGCCUAAAUGAUUCCAAAAAACUCCAGCCGCUUGCAGUGGUGCUGAAAAUCCAAAAAGGCUGGUUCUGGCAGCAAACCAAAUAUAAACCCACAGAAUUCAAGAUCAAUGACCUGCUGGAAGGGGAUCCAAUUAAACCAGUGUGUGAGGAGGAAGAGUUAGUAAAUUUUGAGGGAGAGUACAGAAACACUGUAGCUGGAACUGUAGAGAUGGGAGGUUCUACUGUCUGCCUAAAUGCGAAUGGAGAGGGCACAUCGAAACUUUGUUUAUCCCUUGGGAAACUUAAGAAGGAAGCUGUGGAUAUUCCCAAACUUCUGAAGCUCACUAGAGGAAGGAAGUUGGACCUCACAAGCUCUUUUUUCAAGAAGCCCCCCCCAAAAAGCAAGUCUUUUACCCUCCUUAAAGAGAGAAUUUUAACCACCCGCGACAGCUCUAUCUCCUACACUGAACUGGAGAAGGCCAGCUGCCAUGCUGAGAUUGGUUUUACUGAGUUGCAGACGUACAUGAAAGACAGCGGUAAAUAUCAACAUGCUUCUAAGACUGCAUUUAGCAUCCCACCGGACACUGUGAUGGCUUACAGUGUCGUUGAAAUGACCAUCGAAAGUGACGGCUACUUUGAUUUGUGCGUUGGGCCCAGUGGGGUGGAAUCAGAUGAUAUUUCCCAGAAUCCCAUUCCCACUUUCUCAGAGGUGGAUGGUCAAGGGCCACUUAUCCAGGAAGGUUCCCCACUUACUACUCUAAAAAAAGAACUUGCAGAUGUUCAGGCUAGAUUUUGUGCACUGGCUUACUUGUCUGCUGAAAGCCGUUCCUCCAUCCUGCACCUGUUGAGGAAAGUUCUGAUGGACCGAUCUGUCUUGUCAGCUUUGGUGGAUAGACUUGAGGUGUUAAGCAGCGGUGAAGCUUCCUGCUUCUUAACCAGCGAGUUGUCUGAAGAACAGAGUCAGAAUAUUGGUGCAUUUUUAGACUUACUGAAGUGUGACCAACUUGACAAGACGUCAUCAACGUCAUUGUCAACUUAUAAUGGAUGUCAGAUAUCAACAACCAAUCACAGCGAUCCUUCCUUGGCAUCUGAGUUAAAUGGAUCAAGCUCCACACCAGAAGAACAGAAUGGAUGUCAUACAGCUGUAUCCUAUGAGAAUGCAUGCUCAACAAAAGCAAGCAGGCAGAGCAAGGAUCUCAUGUAUUCCAUGCAAAUACUGAUGAACGCUCUUGAGGAGCUGACGGGCGCCGGAUUGGAGCUGCUAGAGCCGUUCUGCACUUCUGAAGGUCUCCAAAGUCUACAGGAUUUAGUAAUUCAUCUGACUACAAGCGAUAUGCCUCUCUGCAAGGACACCAUCCCUGUUUUCCUCCAAAGUGACGAUGACUUCCACAGAGUGGAGGAACUUUUGAAGUCAUGCAAUAUUUUGCUAAGGAAAGAGAAUGACACGUUGACCUCAGAAAUGACCUGUAGAGAGGGAUUCCUCCCUAUGGUUCUGUGCAUUGCCAUCCAUGGCCUUGCAUCCUUUGUUGCUGCGUGACAGUGUUAGUGCUUUUAUUGACAGCUGAAAUUAACGUAUUAGUUAAUGCAGAAAUUACUUGCUUCAGCAGACAUUUACUUGCUUGCUUAUGAAUAUUUUGUGCACUAAUUUUAUCUUUGUUAAUUCCAUAAUAGUAAUCCGUCUUAAUAGUAAUAUAUCUCAAACUAGGCGCUUUCACAAAAAAA
Molecule: messenger RNA, 4624 nt
Organism: Onychostoma macrolepis
Lineage: Eukaryota; Metazoa; Chordata; Actinopteri; Cypriniformes; Cyprinidae
Gene: gsdmea
Product: gasdermin Ea
Exons: 10
Coding region: 2856-4439 (527 amino acids)
Biological process (GO): programmed cell death
Cellular component (GO): cytoplasm
Source: RefSeq, a predicted model, not a curated record